Molecule: messenger RNA, 207 nt
Organism: Penicillium subrubescens
Lineage: Eukaryota; Fungi; Ascomycota; Eurotiomycetes; Eurotiales; Aspergillaceae
Exons: 2
Coding region: 1-207 (68 amino acids)
Source: RefSeq, a predicted model, not a curated record
AUGUUGCUUCACAGCACACCGUUCGGUGCGAAAGGCCGAUCAAUCAAGCCCAAGCCGAGAGACGCAAAGCGCACAUCCACAAGCGGUGGAGUGGCGGGGAUAGAGUCGCAGGUUUUGGAUAUUGCCCUGGAGGGAAAAAAAGGCGGUGAUGUAGACGGAGAGGAGGAGAGAGAGAGGGGGUACUCCGCCUACACUCCGCCUACGUAA